Molecule: messenger RNA, 3262 nt
Organism: Pteronotus mesoamericanus
Lineage: Eukaryota; Metazoa; Chordata; Mammalia; Chiroptera; Mormoopidae
Gene: KDM1A
Product: lysine demethylase 1A
Exons: 20
Coding region: 146-2773 (875 amino acids)
Biological process (GO): positive regulation of transcription by RNA polymerase II; negative regulation of transcription by RNA polymerase II
Cellular component (GO): nucleus
Molecular function (GO): oxidoreductase activity; flavin adenine dinucleotide binding; chromatin binding
Source: RefSeq, a predicted model, not a curated record
GACGGGAGCGCGCUCCGCGCGUGCGUACGCGGCGGCGGUUGUUAGCGCGCGGACUGCGUGGAGUGAAGCGAGGCGAGGAGGUUGGGUACUCACGGACUCACGCCCUGAGCUGACCCUUCGGCUGUCUGCAGCCAGGCGGUCCGAGAUGUUGUCCGGGAAGAAGGCGGCGGCUGCAGCUGCCGCGGCGGCAGCGGCCGCGGCCGCGGCGGCUGGCUCGGAGGCCAGCGCUGGGGCCGCGGCCGGCUCGGAGAACGGCUCAGAGGUGGCCGCGCCGCCGGCGGGCCCGUCGGGCCCUGCGGAGGCCGGGCCAGGAGUGGCCGGGGAGCGCACUCCCCGCAAGAAGGAGCCUCCGCGGGCUUCGCCUCCUGGGGGCCUGGCUGAGCCGCCAGGGUCCGCCGCGCCUCAGGCCGGGCCUACCGUCGUGCCUGGAUCUGCGACCCCCAUGGAAACGGGAAUCGCAGAGACUCCGGAGGGACGACGGACAAGCCGGCGCAAGCGGGCGAAGGUAGAGUACAGAGAAAUGGAUGAAAGCUUGGCCAACCUCUCAGAAGAUGAGUAUUACUCAGAAGAAGAGAGAAAUGCCAAAGCAGAGAAGGAAAAGAAGCUUCCCCCACCACCUCCUCAAGCCCCACCAGAGGAAGAAAAUGAAAGUGAGCCUGAAGAGCCAUCUGGGCAAGCAGGAGGACUUCAAGACGACAGUUCUGGAGGGUAUGGAGACGGCCAAGCAUCAGGCGUGGAGGGUGCAGCGUUCCAGAGUAGGCUUCCUCAUGACCGGAUGACUUCUCAGGAAGCAGCUUGUUUCCCAGAUAUCAUCAGUGGACCACAGCAGACCCAGAAGGUCUUUCUAUUUAUUAGAAACCGCACAUUGCAGUUGUGGUUGGAUAAUCCAAAGAUACAGCUGACUUUUGAGGCUACUCUACAACAAUUAGAAGCACCUUACAAUAGUGAUACUGUGCUUGUCCACCGAGUUCACAGUUAUUUAGAGCGUCAUGGUCUUAUCAACUUCGGCAUCUAUAAGAGGAUAAAACCCCUACCAACUAAAAAGACAGGAAAGGUAAUUAUUAUAGGCUCUGGAGUCUCAGGCUUGGCAGCAGCUCGUCAGUUACAGAGUUUUGGCAUGGAUGUCACACUUCUGGAAGCUAGGGAUCGUGUAGGUGGAAGAGUUGCCACGUUUCGCAAAGGAAACUAUGUAGCUGAUCUUGGAGCCAUGGUAGUAACAGGUCUUGGAGGGAAUCCCAUGGCUGUAGUCAGCAAGCAAGUGAAUAUGGAACUGGCCAAGAUCAAGCAAAAAUGCCCACUUUAUGAAGCCAAUGGACAAGCUGUUCCUAAAGAGAAAGAUGAAAUGGUAGAGCAAGAGUUUAACCGAUUGCUAGAAGCUACAUCUUACCUUAGUCAUCAGCUAGACUUCAAUGUCCUCAAUAAUAAGCCUGUGUCCCUUGGCCAGGCAUUGGAAGUUGUCAUUCAGUUACAAGAAAAGCACGUCAAAGAUGAGCAGAUUGAACACUGGAAGAAGAUAGUGAAAACUCAGGAGGAAUUGAAAGAGCUUCUUAAUAAGAUGGUAAAUUUGAAAGAGAAAAUUAAAGAACUCCAUCAGCAAUACAAAGAAGCAUCUGAAGUCAAGCCACCCAGAGAUAUCACUGCUGAAUUCUUAGUGAAAAGCAAACACAGGGAUUUGACUGCCCUGUGCAAGGAAUAUGAUGAAUUAGCUGAAACACAAGGAAAGCUAGAAGAAAAACUUCAAGAAUUGGAAGCCAACCCACCAAGUGAUGUGUAUCUCUCGUCAAGAGACAGACAAAUACUUGAUUGGCAUUUUGCAAAUCUUGAGUUUGCUAAUGCCACACCUCUUUCUACACUCUCCCUUAAACAUUGGGAUCAGGAUGAUGACUUUGAGUUUACUGGCAGCCACCUGACAGUGAGGAAUGGCUACUCAUGUGUCCCUGUGGCUUUAGCAGAAGGCCUGGAUAUUAAGUUGAACACAGCAGUUCGGCAGGUUCGCUAUACAGCUUCAGGAUGUGAAGUAAUAGCUGUGAAUACCCGCUCCACAAGCCAGACGUUUAUUUAUAAAUGUGAUGCCGUUCUCUGUACCCUCCCCUUGGGUGUGUUGAAGCAGCAGCCGCCAGCUGUUCAGUUUGUGCCGCCUCUCCCUGAGUGGAAAACAUCUGCAGUCCAAAGGAUGGGAUUUGGCAACCUUAACAAGGUGGUGUUGUGUUUUGACCGCGUGUUCUGGGAUCCGAGUGUCAAUUUGUUCGGUCAUGUUGGCAGUACUACUGCCAGCAGGGGUGAGCUCUUCCUCUUCUGGAACCUCUAUAAAGCUCCAAUACUAUUGGCACUAGUGGCGGGAGAAGCUGCUGGCAUCAUGGAAAACAUAAGUGAUGAUGUGAUUGUAGGCCGAUGCCUGGCCAUUCUCAAAGGGAUUUUUGGUAGCAGUGCAGUGCCCCAGCCUAAGGAAACUGUGGUGUCUCGCUGGCGUGCCGAUCCCUGGGCCCGGGGCUCUUAUUCCUAUGUAGCUGCAGGAUCAUCUGGAAAUGACUAUGACUUAAUGGCUCAGCCAAUCACUCCCGGCCCCUCAAUUCCAGGUGCCCCGCAGCCAGUUCCAAGACUCUUCUUUGCUGGAGAACAUACAAUCCGUAACUACCCAGCCACAGUCCAUGGUGCUCUGCUGAGUGGGCUUCGAGAAGCAGGAAGGAUUGCAGACCAGUUCUUGGGAGCCAUGUACACGCUGCCUCGCCAGGCCACUCCAGGUGUCCCUGCACAGCAGUCCCCAAGCAUAUGAGACAGAUGUAUCCAAAGGGAAGAGGCCGAUGUAUGUGUCUUUUGCUGUGUAAGCAAAGUUCUAGCAAUACUAGAUUCCUGAGAAACUUGCCCUGACACCUGGGUUCCCGAUCAACUGAAGUCCAUAACGGCCAGGUGGCCAAGGAGAGGUUUCUCUGGUGUUGAUGGCAGAUGUUGCCUGCCUUGAGUGACUUAGGGCUAGAGAGGGAGGCACUUACCCAUUCAUGUGGAAAUGUGUGUUCUUCAUAAAGACUGAGGCAAACAAGCACUGAGAGAACAUCUUAGUCCCAUGGUGUGUGGUAGGGUGUUUUUUUUUUUAAUAUUAUUUUGAGAAUAAACUUCAUAUAAAAUCAGUCGUAUCUUUUUAUCUUUUUUCAUUUGCCCUAUGGUUAGAGUUGUAUACAAGAUAGCAGUGUUACUCCUUUAGAGAUGCCAGUUUUAUCCAUGUUUACAUAAGGAGGGUGUCUAUAUAAAGGGGGGAAGUGGUUUG